This is a messenger RNA of Nakaseomyces glabratus, 1119 nucleotides long. RefSeq names its product alcohol dehydrogenase ADH3 (gene ADH3). Lineage: Eukaryota; Fungi; Ascomycota; Saccharomycetes; Saccharomycetales; Saccharomycetaceae. Gene Ontology annotation, cellular component: cytoplasm. Gene Ontology annotation, molecular function: zinc ion binding; alcohol dehydrogenase (NAD+) activity. The record is from RefSeq and is a predicted model, not a curated record.
AUGUUUACUCGAGUUGCUGCUGCUGCCAGAAUUCAAUCCAGAAGACCUCUAAGACUGAGGUUGCAAUCUACACUGUCAAUUCCACAGUCUCAAAAGGGUGUUAUAUUCUAUGAGCAUGGUGGUAAGUUGGAGUACAAAGACCUGCCUGUCCCUAAGCCAAAGCCUAAUGAAAUCCUGAUCAAUGUCAGGUACUCUGGUGUGUGCCACACUGACUUGCACGCUUGGCAUGGAGACUGGCCAUUGGGUGCCAAAUUGCCAUUGGUCGGUGGUCACGAAGGUGCCGGUGUCGUUGUGGCCAAGGGUUCCAGUGUCACCAACUUCGAGAUUGGUGAUUACGCCGGUAUCAAGUGGUUGAACGGGUCCUGUAUGUCCUGUGAGUUCUGCGAACAAGGUAACGAGUCCAACUGUGCCAAGGCCGACUUGUCCGGUUACACCCACGACGGUUCCUUCCAACAGUACGCAACAGCUGAUGCCAUCCAGGCCGCUCAAAUUCCAAAGGGCACCGACUUGGCCCAAGUGGCUCCAAUUCUGUGUGCCGGUGUGACCGUCUACAAGGCAUUGAAGGAUUCCGACGUCAAGCCAGGCCAAUGGGUCGCCAUCUCAGGUGCCGCUGGUGGUCUGGGCUCCCUAGCAGUGCAAUACGCCAAGGCCAUGGGUAUGCGUGUCCUAGGUAUCGAUGCAGGUGAUGAGAAGCGUAAGCUGUUCGAGUCCCUAGGAGGUAACCACUUCGUCGACUUCACCAAGACCAAAGACCUGGUCUCAGAAAUCCAAGAGAUCACUGAAGGUGGUCCACACGGUGUCAUCAACGUCUCUGUCUCAGAGAAGGCCAUUGGCCAAUCCGUCGAGUACGUCAGACCAUGCGGUACCGUGGUGCUGGUUGGUCUACCAGCUGGUGCCACUGUCAAGUCCGACGUGUUCAACCAUGUCAUCAAAUCCAUAAACAUCAAGGGUUCUUACGUUGGUAACAGAGCCGACACAAGAGAAGCCAUCGACUUCUUCGCUAAGGGCCAAGUCAAGUCCCCUAUCAAGGUGGUUGGUCUAUCCGAGCUGCCAGAAGUCUACAAACUGAUGGAAGCCAACAAGAUUAUCGGAAGAUACGUCGUCGACACGUCCAGAUAA